Calypte anna (Anna's hummingbird) is the source of this 1179-nucleotide messenger RNA. It is a transcript of the gene ACBD4, whose product is annotated as acyl-CoA binding domain containing 4. Lineage: Eukaryota; Metazoa; Chordata; Aves; Apodiformes; Trochilidae. The record is from RefSeq and is a predicted model, not a curated record. The transcript is spliced from 10 exons. Gene Ontology annotation, biological process: fatty acid metabolic process. Bases 54 to 1049 code for a protein of 331 amino acids. Gene Ontology annotation, molecular function: fatty-acyl-CoA binding.
GCUCUUCCCCUCAGAGCAGCGGCAGCAGCGGGGACGGGGUCGGGGUCAGCGCCAUGGAGGAGGCGGCGAACUGCGGGGCUCAGUUCCGAGCUGCUGUUCAGGUUAUCCAAGGGCUACCCCGGAGCGGUUCGUACCGGCCCUCCUAUGAGGAGAUGCUGCGGUUCUACAGCUACUACAAGCAGGCGACGGCGGGGCGAUGCCAAGGCCCGAGACCCGGCUUCUGGGACCCUAUCGGCCGGUACAAGUGGGACGCCUGGCACAGCCUGGGGAAGAUGUCCAAGGAGGAGGCGAUGGCAGCUUAUGUGGCUGAGAUGAAGAAGGUGGCCCAAAAGGUCAUCGACACAGUGCCCAUGGAUGAGACAACGGAGGAGAUGUUCAGGUACUUUGAGCCACUCUAUGAGGUGAUCCACGACAUGCCCCGGCCCCCUGAGACCUUCUUCAAGAGGAAAGGGGGCAGCCGGGAGCCGACAGCCGAUCCCAGCCAGGAGGAGCCCCCCGGAACCCCCCGGGAGCAUCGGGACGGGCAGCAGGUGCCAGGGGACGGGCUGGCUCCGGCCACAGAGGCCACCGAGGGUGGCCCGGUGACCAGUGACUCGGAGGGGGAUGUGUUCUGUGACACCCUGGAGCAGGUGGAGCCCGAGCAGGCUGGGUGCCCGCUGGGCCUGUGCCCCCCCGGCGGGCAGGGUGAGGGGGGCGAAGGCCGAAGAGCAGAGGGCAGGAGCACCCCGAGAGAUCCCCGGCAGUGCGGGACAGGGCGGGACGGCCCCGCGCUGCCCCGGGAGCUGCCGGCAGAGCUGGAGACACGCGUGGCCGGCACGGUGCGGGCACUGCAGGACGACAUGAGGAGGGUGCUGGAACGGCUGAGCCAGCUGGAGACCCGCACGGCCCAGCAGGGGCACAGGGGGGGGACAGGCCCUGGCCAGGCACUCCCUUCACAGGCAGCGUCCCCGUGGCCCCUGCCCGUGUCCCCGCACACCCUCCUCUUCCUCUUCGCUUGGCCCUUCAUCACCCAGUGGCUGCUGCGCCGCUGGCAGGGCAGGAAGAGGUGACAGAGGUGACAGCCGUGUCCCCACCGCUUCGCCCGCCGGGGAGGCUCCACCGGCUGACGCGGGAAUCGCCUCACGCAGCCCGGGGGCUCCUGCGGGACCCCCGCCCCGCACCGCCAGCAGCGCCGGGACG